Messenger RNA from Ostrea edulis (European flat oyster), 829 nucleotides. RefSeq names its product multiple epidermal growth factor-like domains protein 10. The coding region runs from base 26 to 622 and encodes 198 amino acids. The transcript is spliced from 6 exons. Gene Ontology annotation, molecular function: scavenger receptor activity. The record is from RefSeq and is a predicted model, not a curated record. NCBI's taxonomy places the organism in Eukaryota, Metazoa, Mollusca, Bivalvia, Ostreida, Ostreidae.
UGUCGUCUACAACGAUAAACACGACAUGCAUACACUUGUCUUUCUCAUACAUGUAGCAGUGGGAUUGAUUUCGUCAUCUGGAUACCAAAUCAUAUCUCAGAAUAAGGAGACCGAUCAGGCUAAGGAGGUACCAAAAUGCCAAGAAACUGGAACAUGUCAGCAGUAUCAAUCCAGUCGUGCAGUGGAUGGAUACAUUAACAGGUGUACAAGGACAGCACCUAUUGGGACACUAGCCCCAGAUAAAUGGACAUGGUGGUAUGUUGACCUUGAGAAAGUACUCAGCAUCUACAGCAUAGAAAUACAAUUCAAAGGCUAUGGAGAACAAAAUGGUUGUAGAGAAUCGGGUGUGUAUGGGUAUAACUGUGAUGUACCUUGUCCAAACAACUGUCAGGAAUUGAGAUGUGACAUUGUCAACGGAACGUGUUUGGGUUGUACUGCAGGAUGGGUGGGAGAAUUUUGUAAUGAAUCAUGCCCAGCUGGAUAUUACGGUCUACGGUGUGGAUCAACAUGUACUGGACACUGCAGUGACAACCUGUCAUGUAAUCACAUCACUGGACAAUGUGACUAUGGAUGUGGUAAUGGAUGGACAGGAACACAUUGUAACACACUGGGCAGUGUCUGAGUUACCGCCCCUGUAACAGAACAACAGGAAGAUGUGACGGAGGCUGUAAUCCAGGAUAUACCGGGGAACUCUGUGACAAAGAGUGUCCUCCAGAAACAUAUGGGCCAAAUUGUCUGUAUAUCUGUGGUGAACGUUGUCUUAGUGACUUACCUUGUAACAGAACAACGGGGAUACGUGACGGUUACUGUAAUGCAGGAUAUACCGGGG